Messenger RNA from Hypomesus transpacificus, 2442 nucleotides. RefSeq names its product ring finger protein 170 (gene rnf170). The record is from RefSeq and is a predicted model, not a curated record. The transcript is spliced from 6 exons. Gene Ontology annotation, molecular function: ubiquitin protein ligase activity. Lineage: Eukaryota; Metazoa; Chordata; Actinopteri; Osmeriformes; Osmeridae. The coding region runs from base 544 to 1344 and encodes 266 amino acids.
GUUGCCAUCCCGCAGGACCAGAAAGGCAGCUCGAACCUGAGGGAUCUAUAUCAUUCCUAAUUAAUAAAGAACAAUGUUAUAAUCAUUAACCGUUAUAAUCACCAGCAGAUACGUGCUAAAAUGUAUUAGUUAUACAGUGUUUGCAUAGAGUAAACAUUGCUACAAGCAAUAAAGUGGACUCAAUCGGAUGACGUAACAAAAGUCUGAAGUAGGACCACUUUGAGAAUGCGGAAGUGUGGCACUAAUUUCAAUUUCGCAGUCGUGAUGGUGAGACUUUCAGGUUGAAAAUGUACAUAGCUAGCUUGUUACACUUGUCUUCGGUGUUUGUACUCGCUAUCUACUUGUUAGUUUGUAAAGCAAUAGAUCAUAAUUCAGCGACGUUAGUUGUGCUAGCUAGCUAGCUAGCAGUAUUUGCGGGACUUUCCCCUAGCCAUAUAUAGAAUGACGCAGAGGCAACCUCCUAAAGAUUCUUUUGGACACACAUGACCCUAUCUUAUCCCAAUUCUUUAAUGUAUGCAGUGUUGUAGGAUAUGAGUAAGUGUUAUGGAUGAAAACGAGUGUGGGGACGGGAACUACCUUGUACAAGAUGAAGAUUCACUCAUCGAAGGUGUCAGCAACCCUGUGCUCUUUGUGGUCGUUCUUAGUGUUACGUUUUUGUGUGGUCUUCUGACACUGCUUUGCAGAAAUGAGCAGCAGGACAUCCACCCAGAGAACCAGGAGCAUGUGCGCGCCGUUCGCCAGCAGCUCCAAUCCGAGCAGGAAUCCCCCCCAGAACCCAGGCCUCAGUACUACACUGAUAUGUCCUGCCCAGUGUGUUUACAGCAGGCCGUGCUGCCCGUAGAAACCAACUGCGGUCACCUCUUCUGUGGUGCGUGUAUUAUUGCAUACUGGAGGUAUGGGACUUGGCUGGGGGCAAUCCACUGUCCCAUCUGCAGACAAAUAGUGACGUUGGUUUUCCCUCUCUUCAACGAGCAAGCCUCUGCCCAGCAGGUCCAGGAUGGGGAGGCAGAGCCCACCCUCAUCAUGCAGGACGUCAACGACUACAACCGCAGGUUCUCCGGACAGCCCAGAUCUAUUAUGGAGCGUCUAAGGGACGUGCCCACGCUGCUUCGUCACGCCUUCCGGGAGAUGUUCUCCAUGGGCGGACUCUUCUGGAUGUUCCGCAUCCGCAUCCUGCUGUGUCUGGUGGGUGCGCUGACAUACCUCGUCUCCCCGCUGGAUUUCGUCCCCGAGGCUCUGUUUGGUCUGCUGGGCUUCAUGGACGACUUCUUUGUCAUCCUCCUGCUCUUUAUCUACAUCUCGAUCAUGUACCGGGAGGUGGUGACUCAGAGACUAGCUGGCUGAGACCCGCCCCCCCCUCCCUCAACUCAUAUCAGGUCAAGGAUCAUCAAGGACUACCAAGGCUCCAAGUCUCAGAAUAGGGCAGAAACACUGUGACUUUAGGGCUACCUAGGCCUCAAUCCGACCCUGCUGCCUACUAUCAUGGCACUGGCUGGAAUGAUCUCAUAUGGGUUUGGAAUACUAAUUAAAGUGUGUCAAGUUAUAGCCUGUAAUAAAUGAAGAAACUGGAGUCUGUACAAAAGGGAAUUAAAUUAUUGGAUUGUGUUUAUGUUUUGUCUGAAAUAUACCCUCAAUACCACUGGACUGAAUUGAAUGCACAUUCCUGGCUGUAAGCAGGGCACUUACCACAAUCCCUCUCAUAGGAAUACCAGUCAAUUCUAAAGGGUCUCCUUUGAUAUGUGUUCAUGACGAUUGUGGGAUUGAUUACUGAGUAGUUAAACAAGGAAAAGGAAGACAUUUGUCUAAUGGAUAACAAAUAUAUUUUGAUCUUACGCAACUGUGCACCCAUACAACAAUUUCCUCAAAAUGUGUUUAAAAAAUGUAAUUGCUAGUUAUUACCCUUGUUUUAGGACUCCGGGAGACCCAAAGUGUUUGCUUGAACCAAACGUUUGAACCAAACUUUUGCUUCCUGUUCUUACUUUCUGUUCCCUCUUUAGCUUCCUCUGCUUGAUCUUUGUGCAGAUUCAAUGUUUAAACCUCAGGCGUAUGGUUUGUGUCCAUGUCAUGGCAGAGGUAAUCCGACUUUUUGCCCAAUCCUAAAUCAAGCCUAGCACCCUAACCCUCUAUGAACAUACAACGAGUCAGAGGAGCCAUUUAAAAGGUGCAAGCUAAGUGGCACCCCCCCCCCCCCCCCCCCCCCCUCUAGCACCAGUUCCCACAGCAGGAGGAGUGAUUUGGGAGCAGGGCCAAAUCAUAUUCUUUUUUUUCUCACCUAUUAAGAACGUGACACAGACAUGGGCUUCUGACCAAAACAAGGGAGACUAAGUCCAGGAAAGAUGUCCUUGUCUCUAAAAUAUAAAGAAAUGUAAUAACAUGCAAUCUGUUUAUAAUCACUGGAAUAUUGUAAGAACAGUAAAGGUGAAGAUAUUACAUACAAUUCAA